Molecule: messenger RNA, 236 nt
Organism: Dentiscutata heterogama
Lineage: Eukaryota; Fungi; Glomeromycota; Glomeromycetes; Diversisporales; Gigasporaceae
Source: the annotation of a GenBank genome assembly
AUGUCAAAUACUUUUGUAAGCAGUUUAAACAGAAAAGUCAAGAAGGCAAAAACUUUGAAUACAGAAAUAAUAAAACUUUCUAACAAUAAAGUAGACAACAAAGAAAACUUAGAUUAUAUCAAAACUUUUAAAAUUGAGAUCAAAAAGGAAAACAGCAAUCUAAAACAAAAAGAUCUCAACACUGUACUCAAAGCUAAAGACAUUAAGUCUAAUUUUGAAACUAUAGAAAUUGCAAA